AAAUUUAUCGUCAUUGAUUGCAAAUAAUUCCUGAUCUAGACUUUAGUUUGAAAAAAUAAGUUAACUUCACUGGUCAGAAUUAUGAGAUGGCGAUAUUCUAGACUGAGCUAUCAAGCUACAUUUCUUUUUUCUAAAACUCAAGAGGUCAUAGGGUUUUUUUUGUUUUGUAAAGUUUGGAGGCAUCUGAAGAAACUGCAAUAAAUAAACAGUUAAAGUCUCUUUCGCUUUUGACAAAAUUCUUUUUUGUUAUUGUUGCUAGGAGCACUGUCAAUAUUUGUUUCAAUGAGGAUUCAAUAGUUAAAAUGGCGACAACAAAUCAUAUUUAUCAGUCAUAUCAUAAUGUUUUCAGUUUGAAUACGUGCAGUUCUGAAUUGACAAUGCUUGUUUUUUGAGAGUAGACUUGUGUGUUAUUUAAUUCAGUUUUUAAUACAGCACCCAAAUCCAAAGAUGAUAAAGUUAAAAGAUUUUGUAACAGUCUCAACAUUGCAAGAACUUUAAAGACUAAUGGCUGCAGAGUUUAUGAGAGAGCAUCAGCUCAUUGUGGAUGUAAUAAGUGCAUGCACGUAUGACUUAUCCUUGGAAGUAGAAUAUAAGUACUUACGUCCACGUAUAGUGGAUAUCUUUCCACGGAUGACUCUAAGUAGAGAUGAGGGUAACGGCAGGGCAUCUUUUGAUAUAAUGAUCAAUAUUUGUGACAGUGCUAAGCGUUUGUCUAAAGAUGAUUUCAUCAGGUUUGUAGAUGCCAUAAGUGUUGAUUACCCAGACAAAGCUAAUGACAUUAGAAAAAAAUACAGAGAAUUCUCUGGAGGCAAUGAAUUGCCAGCUCCCAUGGAAUUACAGUUACCCAUUCAGUGUCACCAUGACAUUUCAAGGAACUCAGCCCCCGAGACACAACAUGUUACACAGCUACCUGUGCUUGAGUCUGGAAUACCACCAACAUACGAUAGGCCUCAGGUGCCGCAAUGGAUGGCAUCCAAUGAUGAAGAGGUUUAUUGCAUGGACACGCAGCCAAGAGGAAUGGCAUUGAUCAUCAACAAUGUUCAUUUUAAAUCUUUUUCUGUCAGAAAUGGCAGUGAUGCGGAUGUUAGUCAUUUGUCCAAGAUGUUUGAAAAACUGAAAUUUUCAAUCUGCUGUAAGGGUAAUCUGACAGCUGAGCAAAUGAAACAAGAAUGUAAAAAGUUUGCCAAAGAUCGAAAUCUUCAAAAUGUCUCAGCUCUAUCAGUGGUUAUACUGACACAUGGCUCAACAAAUGAAUGCUAUUUUGGCAUAGAUGGAUUUAUAGGCCGUGACAACAUACCAGUUAAGAACACCUACAUCACAAAGACUGAGCUGGCUCAAAUCUUCAACUCAAGGAACUGUCCUUUAAUGAAAGAGAAACCCAAGCUGUUUAUUAUUCAGGCUUGCAGGGGAGAGGAUGAAAAUCCAACAGAAACAAAGUAUCAGUCUUUGUCUGGGCCUAUCAUGAACUCUGACACUCCUAGAAGUGAGAUCCAGGAGGAUUCUCCAACACAAGUUCCAAAUGCGUCACCUCGUGCGGAUACAGCGGAUAUGUGCUUUGUUCACUCAUCUUCUAUGGGUUAUAAAGCCUACAGAGAUGUCACCAGAGGGAGCCCUUUUAUAGAGGACUUCACAGAUCUUAUUAUGAAUAAAUCCAGUGCAACUGAUGAAUUCUUACACAUUGUUCAAAAGUUGCAAAGGGCCUUUAGUCAAAAACUUUUGAGUAACUCAAAGAUGACAUUGCCAGAUUUCUCUACACAGUUGGUCAAAAGUUGGUAUAUCAUUCCUGCAUAGUCUUAAAAGAAUAAUGGAUUGGUGUAAAAUGUGUAAAUAAUUAUAUCAUUUAUUGUUUAAUUUUUUAAAGAUAUUUCACUAUAGGUAUAUCAUUCCUGCAUAGUCUUAAAAGACUAAUGGAUUGGUGUAAAAUGCGUAAAUAAUUAUAUCAUUUAUUGUUUCAUUUUUGAAAGUUAUUUCACUAAAUUGAAAUGUAUCCCUGUGACAUUCAAACUGUUGUAGUACUGGUACACUAAUAUAUCUUUUCUUAUUCUUUUAUUGAAAUUCUGGAAACAAUUGUUGUUUUUUUUUUUUGUUUGUUUUUUUUGUGUAAAUAAUGUAAAACUAUUCUU
Biomphalaria glabrata is the source of this 2123-nucleotide messenger RNA. RefSeq names its product caspase-14-like. Lineage: Eukaryota; Metazoa; Mollusca; Gastropoda; Planorbidae. The record is from RefSeq and is a predicted model, not a curated record. The transcript has 10 exons. Bases 505 to 1791 code for a protein of 428 amino acids. Gene Ontology annotation, molecular function: cysteine-type endopeptidase activity. Gene Ontology annotation, biological process: proteolysis.